Solea solea (common sole) is the source of this 2260-nucleotide messenger RNA. It is a transcript of the gene tmem170b, whose product is annotated as transmembrane protein 170B. Gene Ontology annotation, biological process: negative regulation of canonical Wnt signaling pathway. The record is from RefSeq and is a predicted model, not a curated record. The transcript has 3 exons. Lineage: Eukaryota; Metazoa; Chordata; Actinopteri; Pleuronectiformes; Soleidae. The coding region runs from base 227 to 685 and encodes 152 amino acids. Gene Ontology annotation, cellular component: plasma membrane.
UAGGACGGUGCGUCUCCUGCUGCUGCUGCUGCUUCACUCGCGCUGAGCUCCACCAUCAUGGCCUCCACACCGACACCACCGAGGAUGAAGCGAGCAGCCAGCGGCCCUUCUUCCCUUCUUCCCGGUGCGGAGACGGACGUCAAGCCGAAGCAGAGGCACCGGUAGAGGCGAGCCGCGCCGGGGAGGAGCCGCCGCCUCACAUCCCGAUGCCACCCCGGUCUCCUCCAUGCCUUCGUCGAAACACAAGUACAGCUACUCCAUAAAGAAGAGCGGGGAGAGCCCGGGCACGAACAUGACCACCAACCGGGAUUAUUCCGUGAAUCUGUCGGUGCAGCAGGUGCUGAGCCUCUGGGUGCAAGGGACGACGCUGCAGCAUUUCACAGAAAUGUGGUACUGGGUUUUCCUGUGGUGUCUCUUCUCCUCGCUCUUUGUCCACGGGGUGGUGGGGCUGCUCAUGUUAGUCAUGCUGCAGCGCCACAAGAGAGGCCGCCUCAUCACCCUGGUGCUGGUCAGCGUGGGUUUCCUGGCAUCGCUCUCUGGAGGCGUCAUCACCAGUGCAGCGGUGGCAGGCGUUUACCGUGUGGCAGGGAAGGACAUGGCGCCACUGGAGGCUCUGGUGUUCGGUGUGGGCCAAACCACACUCUCUGUCGUCAUAUCCUUCUCACGCAUCCUGGCCACUCUGUGAAGAACAAAAAAACCCUCGACAAGCAGAAGGACAGAUGCCGACACCACGCAACAUGAAUUGAGCCAAUCAGAGACUUCACGUAACUCGCCAUGACCUCAGAGAAGAGGAGGAAGGCAGAUAUCCUUUGGACCUUUAGGGCUGGAUGGAAGGACAGAGCGCCCCCUUGUGUCUCUGUCCUGUUACUGCUAGAAUCACAGAGCAGCAGCAGGUGGAGAUCCUCUGAACUUGAAAGCCAUGAUCGGGGAGGGGGGGUUUCCAGCGUUUGUGCCAAUGACCUUUUCUGGGACAAAGAUGCUCUCUGUUGCACUCGUGUGGGAAAGAAAAGCAAUUUUUAAAAAAUGUGAAUCAACAGUGACGACCUGUAGUCACGAUGUAAUGAGAACAAAAGGAGCUACGAGGGGGGAGUUUAGGAAGCGACGACCCAACAGUGUUCAGGAGCAGAAACACCCUCUUCAUCAGCCUCACCAUCAUGCAGAUACAGGCUCAAAAGCUGCACCAUUGAACUCCUGAGUCGAAGAUACAGCUUUGAAUUGUGCACGUUGCAUUAGUUGGAGACGCUGUUUGACCUGAGAUGGAGGUGGAGCUGAACGUGUGGAGGAGAAAACCAGCAUCAGUGCUACGUUGGUUUGUCGUGUUGAAAUAUUGAUUUCUUACGUGUCAACCAGAACAAAACUCCAAGAGGAGACAUUUUGGGGAAUACAGUUGUUUACGUAGUGUAACUCUUACUCUUGUGCCUGUGUGGUAAAAGAUUUUGGGUCCAAUUGAGCGCCAGACCACAUAACCUUUGAGAUUGAGUAUGAGUCUGGAAAGGGUUUAGUCACCUCCCACGUCCAAGUGGCAUCAUCAAAAUGCCUCUAUACGCAAUUGAAUAGACCUACAACCAAUCAGACCAAUGAUCCAGGUGAAGUAUGGCUUCUUGACUUCCAGACGUGUAGUGAGAGGAUUAACAGACAUAAUCCUAAUCUUAACAACCAGUCAAAAAUCUUUGCAGUUUUGACUCAUUCAUAGAGUGAUUGUACUGUAUCUUGAGCAUAUUUGCUGUUACACAUAACUCACACAGUCGUCAAGGGGCAAGUUUUGGGUUCAGUGUCUUGCCCCGAGGACGCGGAACAAACUAAUAUCUCCUGACCCUGACGCCAUAAACUGCAUUUGAUCAUUUAUGACGCAGAAUCCUGGUGUGUUAAAGGAGCUGUGAUGUGUAUGUGUGUGUAUAUGACAGCGAGGGGCCUUUGGAGCAACGACAGCUGGAUAUUAAGUAACAAUAAAAUAAUCCAGGUCGUGCUGCAAAACGAAUAAGGCAAUUUUCUUUUUUGCAAAAACAUUAAUAAUCUGUUUUGCUCUAAAGUCACAGUUGAUGAGGCGAGUGUGUGGUAAUCCCCACUCUUAAAUCAUGUGUUUAUCAAACUUACAUCAAAUAUCAAAUAUUACAAGUUGGGUCUGAAGUCUUGCACACUCUUGCUCCAUAUGUAUACAUUCUUACUUGAAGUGAUGACGUUUUAGUCUUCAGUGUCGUUGUGACAUUGACACUCAUUUAUAAUGUAGGUCACUCCUCCUUGACACAUGUGCUGGUCAUCA